AUGACAAGUGUAACAAAUUUUCGUUAUACAGCCUCUCCAAUAAUUAUUAUUCUAGGGGCAACAGCUGUUGGAAAAACGAAAUUAUCUGUUUAUUUAUCUAAACGUUUUAAUGGAGAAAUUAUUAAUGCUGAUUCAAUGCAAAUAUAUGAAGGUUUAGAUAUUGCAACCGCUAAACCAACAAUUGAAGAACGAGAUAAUGUUCCUCAUCAUUUAUUUAGUUAUGUAAAUCCACUUGAUCGUUCACAUACUGUUGUAGAUUAUAGAAAUGAUGCAUUACCAAUUGUUGAAUCAGUUUUAUCUCGAUCACAUCUUCCAUUUAUUGUCGGUGGAACAAACUAUUAUAUUGAAUCCUUACUCUUUCAUCUUAAUCCACCAGAACCAGUGACGGAAAGUUCAUCUAAUGAACAAUUCUCUUCACUAGCAUCGGAUUUAUCAGAUGAAAACCUAUCGAAAUUAACAUCUGUACAAUUACAUGAACUAUUAGCUAAAAUUGAUAAACCUACAAGUAUUCGAAAACAUCCAAAUGAAGAACGUAAAAUUCGAAGAGCUAUUGAAUUUUAUCGUGAAUCGGGUGGUAUUCCACUAAGUGAAGCAUUAAAAAAACAACAUGCAGAAAGUGGAUUUUCAUAUCGUGGAACAUUUCGUUUUCAACGUUGUUGUCUCUUAUGGUUAACAUGUCAAAAAGAAGAAUUAGAAAACCGUAUUAAUAAUCGAGUAAAAUCAAUGCUUGACCGUGGUCUUAUUGAUGAAUUAUCAAAAUUUCAUGAUGAGUAUAAUCAAACAUGUAAAGAAUCAGAACAAUCAUACGAUUAUACUCGUGGAGUAUUUCAAGCAAUUGGUUUCAAAGAAUUUCAUGAUUAUUUACUUUUAUCAGAAGAUGAACGAAAAAGUGAACAUGGUGAAAAAGUAUUUGCUAAUGCUAUUGAACGUCUUAAACUUUCUACGAGACAAUAUUCAAAAUAUCAAGAAAAAUGGCUUCGAAUGCGUCUUCUUCAACGUGUUGAAGAACAUUCACCUGAUGUUUAUGAACUUGAUACAACUAAUUUAUCAUCAUGGACAGAGAAUGUUGAACAACGAGCAGAAGCUAUUAUUGAUGCUUUUUUAAAAAAUGAAACUAUUCCAUUCGAUGCUCUUCCAAAAAAACAGAUCGAUGAACCCGUAUAUGAACAAAAUACAUGUUCAACAUGUGACCGAGUCUUUCAUUUAAAAUCCCAAUGGAAUGAUCAUCUAAAAAGUAAACAACAUAAACGAAUGGUUCGUUCAACAGAUCGAGCAACAUUUCGUCGAAAAUUAGAUAAUGCUCUACCAUCAUUAAUGAACACACUUGAUAUAUUAGAAAAGAAAAAGAUGUCGGAAAAUGAAGAAGAGAGUGACGAAUUUGAUAUAGAUAAAGAAAUAUAA
Molecule: messenger RNA, 1401 nt
Organism: Adineta steineri
Lineage: Eukaryota; Metazoa; Rotifera; Eurotatoria; Adinetida; Adinetidae
Source: the annotation of a GenBank genome assembly